GGGCAUCAGAUGCCUAUUGAAAAUCGCGAGUACCGAGAGUAGUGUUGGAUAGCGAAAGUAAAAUUACAUUACUAUCGAUACAUACACCGGUCAUAUACUUUUUGACUACUUACGCCUACGUUCCAACAACGAAGAAUAUUCAACGCACCAUGCAACUAACAAUUGCUGUAGUAGGCUGUAUGUUGGCCAGUUUGGUCAGCUGCCAACAGUAUCAACCAUCUGGCUCGCCGACGACCCCUAUCCCUAUCGUGCGAUACGAAAACGAUGGAGUCAAUUUCGAUGGUUCUUAUAAAUGGGCGUAUGAGACUGGUAAUGGAAUCCAAGCUGAAGAAAGCGGAAGUGUUCAACCGGCGCAAGAUCCUAACCAAUCUGCUUUGAACGUUCAAGGAGGUUAUUCAUACACAGCCCCAGAUGGUACACCAAUCAGUGUUAAGUACGUUGCUGGGCCUCAAGGAUUCGUGCCAGUCGGUGACCAUCUUCCAACCCCACCACCUUUGCCACCAGCAAUUGCAAAGUUGCUUGAGUUCCUCGCUACUCAGCCAUCCACACCAGAACCUGCCUACAACAGGAGAAAAUAAAUUCCCCUAAUUAAGGUUGUGAUUAAUCUUCUUUCUCUUCAUGUUACCAUACAGAAUUUGCUUCGCCAUGUUGUAAAUCUGUUCUGUAAAUCUACAUCGCAGCGCUUCUAUUACUUUUUGUAUUAUGUAUUUAUUUGUAUUGUAUUUAAAAUUCUUAAACUGA
This is a messenger RNA of Adelges cooleyi (spruce gall adelgid), 741 nucleotides long. Its product is annotated as endocuticle structural glycoprotein SgAbd-4-like. The transcript has 3 exons. NCBI's taxonomy places the organism in Eukaryota, Metazoa, Arthropoda, Insecta, Hemiptera, Adelgidae. Gene Ontology annotation, molecular function: structural constituent of chitin-based larval cuticle. Gene Ontology annotation, cellular component: chitin-based extracellular matrix. The record is from RefSeq and is a predicted model, not a curated record. Bases 150 to 578 code for a protein of 142 amino acids.